ACUUAGCACUUUGAACCCACAUGUUAAAUAAUUUUGAAAUAUUUUCAGGUUUUCGGUGAUUUUCCGGGUUCCACUAUGUGGAAUCCUAAUACGCCUCUGAGCGAAGACUGCCUCUAUAUCAACGUGGUGGUACCAAAGCCUAGACCCAAGAAUGCUGCUGUCAUGGUAUGGAUAUUUGGCGGUGGCUUCUAUUCAGGGACAAACACAUUGGAUGUGUAUGAUCAUAAUAUUCUGGUUAGUGAAGAGAACGUGAUAUUGGUGUCAAUGCAGUACCGAGUUGCAUCAUUGGGCUUCCUCUACUUUGGUACAUCGGACGUACCUGGAAAUGCUGGCAUGUUCGACCAGAUGAUGGCCUUACAGUGGAUUAAGGAUAAUAUAGCACAUUUUGGUGGAAACCCCAACAACAUAACUCUCUUCGGUGAAUCAGCAGGGGCUGUAUCAGUAUCCCUUCAUCUACUAUCACCUCUAUCGAGGAACUUAUUCUCGCAAGCUAUCAUGCAGUCGGGUAGUCCUACUGCACCAUGGGCAAUCAUCUCCAGAGAGGAGAGCCUUCUCAGGGGUUUAAGGUAGGUGAUG
Acanthoscelides obtectus is the source of this 576-nucleotide messenger RNA. The record is from the annotation of a GenBank genome assembly. NCBI's taxonomy places the organism in Eukaryota, Metazoa, Arthropoda, Insecta, Coleoptera, Chrysomelidae.